Messenger RNA from Gadus morhua (Atlantic cod), 3933 nucleotides. It is a transcript of the gene pkp1a, whose product is annotated as plakophilin 1a. Gene Ontology annotation, molecular function: protein binding. Bases 138 to 2306 code for a protein of 722 amino acids. NCBI's taxonomy places the organism in Eukaryota, Metazoa, Chordata, Actinopteri, Gadiformes, Gadidae. The record is from RefSeq and is a predicted model, not a curated record. The transcript has 15 exons. Gene Ontology annotation, cellular component: adherens junction; plasma membrane; nucleus. Gene Ontology annotation, biological process: cell-cell adhesion.
UGCUGCUGAGAGAAAUCUAUUUGGCGUUACCAUUGUGGUCGCUGCAUUGCCUCGAAGCACAUAUCGCUUACUUCACCUGGAAUCAUUAUUUUAUAUCAUAUAUAUCUUGGAUUUCAACUCUUACAGGAGCAAAAACAAUGGCGGAUCCGUUACGUUCGGCGACGUCUGGCGCGAUCAUCGACGAUACGUCCCUGGCGGUGCCGACGGAUAACAAGCUGCGGACCGGGCAGCAGCGUGUGCUGGAUCAAGUUCACACUAUCAAGAGGAGCAAGUCGAAACAUGGGAAGAGCGGGACGCUGUCUCCAACAAGUCCUGUUAGUUCCCAGAACUCAGUCUUCUCCGAGUUUGGAUCUUUCAAGUUUUCCCCGGCGUCCACCACCACCAAUGGCCUCUUGAACCGCAGUAGCACCAUACAAGUAAAGUCUGGCGGUGGCUACAGCAAAUCGGUGAAGGCGCAGAAAACUCGCUCUUUGUCAACUAAAAGUAGAUAUGUCAGCACCUCCGGCCAAUUGGAGAAGCAGUUCACCCCUUCCGCCUUUCCACAGCCGCCCAAUGGGCUGAAGCUGAGCCGCAGUGACCCGGCUCUAGACCCUCCCGUCGCUGCCGUCCCCGGAUCCCAGAUGCGAGCCACAGGCCAGACGCUGCAGGGCAGCAGGCAGUUUCGGAGUCAGAGCAACAGACACAGCCUGCACUCGGUACACACCAGCAACCAGCAGAUGACCAACAGCGGCACCCGCCUGGGCCGUCUGUCCUCCUUGCACAGCGGGAGCGGCAGCCGGGUCUCCCUGACCAAGGCGGGCAAGACGGAGCAGGAGCAGAGCAUGCAAAACGAAGAGAUCAGCAUGGCCAACCUGACGCUGAAGGAGGCGGUGGAAUUCCUGUCCACCCCAGAGGAGUCCCAUCAGCAGUGCGGUGCCUCCUUCAUCCAGCACUGCACCUUCAGCGAGGAGAGCCCCAAGCAGGAGGUGCUGACCCUGGGGGGAAUCCCUCCUCUGGUGGCCCUGCUGCGGAGCCCCAACCCCGACGUGUGCCAGAGUGCGUCGGGGGCCCUCAGGAACCUGGUGUUCAAGGACCAGGACAACAAGCAGGAGGUGAAGAAGCAUGGGGGCAUCGGCAACGCCCUGGAGCUCCUGAAGGAGACCAACUCCACCGAGACCCAGAAGCAGAUCACCGGCUUGCUAUGGAACAUGUCCUCAGAGGAUGGGAUGAAGAAGGAGCUGAUCGACUCGGCCCUGCCAGUGCUCACCGACAGCGUGUUGGUCCCCUUCACCUGCUGGUCGGACACCAGCGUCAACAACAACAUACACCCUGAUGUCUUCUUCAGCGCAACGGGCUGCCUGCGGAACCUGAGCUGUGCCAAGGAGAAGCAGAGAAAGACGAUGAGAGAAUGUGAUGGCCUCAUCGACGCCCUGUUGAGCUACAUCCAGUCCUGUGUGGCGGAGGACAACCCUGAUGACAAGUCAGUGGAGAACUGCGCGUGUAUUCUCCACAACCUGACCUACCAGCUGGAGACCGAGUCCCCGGAUUGCUUCUCCAAGUUCAGCCCCCCCCCCAGCCCCGGAGCCCCCAGUGCCACGGACAGCUCCACCGUGGGCUGCUUCAGCCCCAAGAGCAGCAAGCUGAAAGAGAUCCAGUUCGAUAUGAACAAGAGCAUGAAGGACGACAGCCUGCCGUCUGGAGUCGACUGGCUGUGCCACCCCAAGGCCAUGGUGGCCUACCUGUCUCUGCUGGGCACGUCCCAGAAGGACUCCACCCAGGAGGCCAGCAUCGGUGCCCUGCAGAACCUCACCGCUAAAAAGGGUCCGGCCUCCAAUGCAAUCAGCCAGGUCCUGGUCCAGAAGCUGGGAGCCAUGCCGACCGUCAGCCCGCUGCUGCGCUCCGACAACAAGACGCUGCAGAAGACCGCCAUGUGCCUCAUGGGCAACAUGUCCCGCUCCACCAGCAUCCAGUCCUCCAUAGCUAAGCAGGUGCUCCCCGACCUCGCCAGCCUCCUGUCCUCCGGUACGUCUGGGAUGGGAAACAAUGACGAUACCAUAGCCACCUCCUGCAACAACUUCCGGUCCCUGCUAACGGCUGACAACAACGUCAGCAAGAAGCUCCUGUCCUCCGAUUUGGUGACAUCGCUGGCUGACCUCAGCGAGAACACAUCCUUUCCCAAAGGAAGCAAGGCAGCCUCGCUGCUCCUCUACAGCCUGUGGAAUGAGAAGAGUCUGCAGGGGGCCCUGAAAAAGUUGAGCCUGGGCAAAUCCCUGUUCAUCAACGAUGUCACUGCAGCCGCCCGCAAGUCAGCGCAGGUCGUCGAAUAAGCCCACUCGCCCGCACAAGGAGAUACCAAAAUUUAGCUUGCAAGUUUAUACACCACCGUGGCCACACCCUUGCCGUGAGGGGAACCAGUCUUCAUAUUCCAGCUUUUGCUACACAGUUGUAUGAUUUUUGAAAGUACCUAACAAUUAUCUGCUUAGUCAUUGAUCUUUGAUUAAGAUCGCAUUCGUGCAUGACCAUCAAGUUGCCUGCAUGUUUUUCUUUUUGAUAUCAUCGCGAUGAUGUAUUUAACUUGGACCUAUUUUUAUUUGUGUAAAUAGGUGGUGAAUGUGUGUGGGAAGUUAUGCUUGUGUUUUGAGUCAGUGUUAAGAUUAUUCCCGGGGGCCAGAGUUGACCAUAGAAGCCGUCCUUGCAAUACAAGAGAAAAGGACCCAGGUUAGUCACGCUACAGAGGUGUAUUCAGCUCAGACUUGGUGGUGGGAGACCACGUGCGUCAUGGCUUUUUUUGCACAGAACUGCUUAUCUGACAGUUCGAUCACUACUUCAUGAGGGUCAACGGUGAAAGAAUAUAAACUUCACGAGUACACACCACGCCUUCGAUGGCACACCGUUCAGUUAGUUUAUCGAUCAGGAGUCUGUUGUGAGCGGGUGGCUGAGGGAUGGAGAACUGGAGAAGUUAGGUUCAGUGCUCUGGGGAUUUACAUCUCGUGGAGUUAUUAGAAUUCCGAAACCGGGAAGAAUGAGACAGUGGGGAGGAGGAGGGUCCGAUAGAGGUUAGAAAAAAUGCGGGUUUGAAUACAGGUGGUUGUUCGGUAGGGUUGGUAGAGUAACAGGCGUUGUCUUUCUCCCAAACAUAAGUUAGUGGAACUCCCAUUUGGGAGCAUUUCUCCUCCGAGGCAAACCGCCACCAGACUGUCCGGCCCCUCCCUUCCCUGAAUGCACAGCGGUCGUGUCUCGAGUGAACACGCUUGAACGCACCACAAACCCAGCUGUUACGGAGAUUCAUUCAAGGGAUUCCCAAUGGCACAUUUGAAGGCUACAUCUAUUAGGACGGUUUGAGGGGAAAACAGAUUAAAAUGUACUGUACAACUAACCGUUGUAUAGUUGUACUUUUGACUUAUUUGAUUCUACAUCCCUAAAAAAAGUAAGCAUUUCCUUUGGAUACAGGGCAAACUCUGAAACUGAACACUGCAUCAAGCAGAUGAAGCAUUUUCACUGUGCUUUUUUUUUGUUUUUUACUGUUGUACAGUGUUGCAAUAUUAUCCAAUGGUUCUCAAAUAUUUUGUUUUCAUGUUAACAGAACAUUGUUUGAUUUUAGAUUCAUCGAAUGCUUAGCUGUUCAAGUUGUAUGGAGAGGAAAUAUCAAAGACAUUAAUACUGAACCCUGUAUUUUAUGUGUGUCACGGUGGUUUGACGAGAAAACUCUAAGAACUACGAGUGUCAAGGAGAUGUUCAAAUAUUAGCUAAAUAAAAGCUACCAUGGACACACAGACAUACAAACCCCUUAUUUGUAUUUCACUCACUGAAAUCGUUAGUCCUGUGAUAUUUUUUUUUUAAGCAGAAGACACUGCGUCAGCUUUUGGUGUUCAUGUCAAACUGAAACCCAUUUUGUGGUUUCAAGCCAAUGUUUUGUUUAAUUGCUAAUAAAAUGGAGUCAUUAUUUGCAAUUAU